This is a messenger RNA of Amphimedon queenslandica, 716 nucleotides long. Its product is annotated as syntaxin-2-like. Gene Ontology annotation, molecular function: SNAP receptor activity; SNARE binding. The transcript has 6 exons. Gene Ontology annotation, biological process: vesicle fusion; exocytosis; intracellular protein transport. Lineage: Eukaryota; Metazoa; Porifera; Demospongiae; Haplosclerida; Niphatidae. The coding region runs from base 53 to 607 and encodes 184 amino acids. The record is from RefSeq and is a predicted model, not a curated record. Gene Ontology annotation, cellular component: plasma membrane; SNARE complex; endomembrane system.
CGUGUUAGAAUAUCAACAGCUGGAAGAGCAAAACAAAGAAAAGUACAGGGGGAUGCUUAGAAGACAGCUACAGAUAGCUGGUGUUCAUUAUACAUCUAUUUCGGAUGACAGAUUUGAGGAACUGGUCUCACAAAUUGAGAGUGGAGCAGCCUUGACACAGGAAGAUAUAUUGAAACAAACUAAUCAAGAAAGACAAACACUUAAAGAGGUUGAAGCAAGAAAGAUCUCUGAACUAGAGAAAAAUGUAAAAGAGCUCCAUGACAUGUUUCAUGAGAUGACAGUGCUCCUAAAUGAUGAAUCACAGGAUGAGAAUGAUUUUAUAGCAGACAAUAUUGAGCACAAUGUAGAAAAUACAAAAGAUUACAUACCAAAAGCCACAAAAGAUUAUGUACCAGAAGUCACAGAACCAAUAGAGAUAGCAAGAAAUUAUCCCAAAAAAACCAGUUUAAAAUGGAUGAUGUGUGGAAUCGCUACAAUAGUGAUAGUUAUAUUUCUCCUAAUUAUAACCCUGCCUAUUGCCCUAGUGAUUAUCAUAAUAAUAAUUAUUAUUGUGAGUAUUGCUGUUGGCAUUGGCUCUUGUCGACAUCAAGAGACUCAAGACAAUUGAAUAUUGAGUUUUGUGUAUGAGUGGCACAAUAUAUGCAUGUACUUACUAUCUAUAGAUAAAAAUAAUUUGUAGUAAAACAGAGUUUUUAGAAGUAAUUUUCAUUGAUCAA